Triticum turgidum subsp. durum (durum wheat) is the source of this 1251-nucleotide messenger RNA. The record is from the annotation of a GenBank genome assembly. NCBI's taxonomy places the organism in Eukaryota, Viridiplantae, Streptophyta, Magnoliopsida, Poales, Poaceae.
AUGCGGUCAAAAUCAAUGUUGGUGCUGCUUCCCGUGUUGAAACACUCUCAGGUGCAACAGCUGUCAAGGAAGAGAGCAAUGGACGUCCACAGGGCAGAGUCUCCCCAUACAGGAGCCGCUACUCUAGACCCCCGACGGGCCGAGGCCGCCAACAGGCACGUGAGGGCACUAAAUACCCAGUUUCUCUACUGGGUGCAAUCGCAGUUGCAAAACCAUCCAGCUGAACUUUGGGAGGAUGGCGUGAAAGAUUACUUAUCCCAUGCUUCUGAAAUAAUGGAAAAUUUCAAGGAUGUUGUCAAUUGGCUUAGGCAGAAUAAAUCAGGUACAACAGCUGUUUCAUCCCCAAGUCCAGCCAAUGAGGAGAAGACUACUAUGCCGGCAACUGUCAAUAGCAAGUUUAUGGUACAGCCAGGAUCAGAUAAUGGACAGAAGAGUCCAACUACAGGAGCCAGCUCCCUAGCUUUUCAGAACUCAAGCUCACCGAAUAUGUUCUCACUCCCUUCUCAGAAGAAAACGGCACCUUUUGGCGGCAUAUUUGAUAACAAGGACACUCCUGGCGACAGCAGCAAAUCGACUUUCCAGUUUGGUGGAAAUAACGCCUUUUCAACACCAACUAACACGCCUGGUGAUAGCAGCAAAUCGACUUUCCAGUUUGGUGGAAAUAACGGCUUUUCAACACCAACUACUCCGUCCAUUUUUUCUACCCCUGGUUCCAGUUUUAACAUGCCAACCUCAACACUGUUUUCAAUGAACCAGCAACCAAUUUUCACUGGAUCAGGAAACAACAAAGCUGCUGAAGCUUCAGCUGAUGCGGAUGAAGAUGCUGAAGCCGAGCAACCAAGCAGCCCUUCUGUAAAGAAAGCAGAAGAGAAAGGAAUAGUUGUUGUUCAUGAAGCCAAAUGCAAGGUGUAUGUGAAGCACGAUGAUGCUACCAAGGGUUGGAAAGACAUUGGUGUUGGUCAGCUCUCUAUCAGAUGUAAAGAGGGUGCAGAGAAAGCUUCGAAAGAGUCCACCCCAACAGUUGUUAUCAGAAAUGAUGUCGGCAAGAUUCUUCUGAAUGCUAUGAUCUACAAGGGGAUAAAAAUGAGUGUUCAAAAGAACACGGUUGCCUCGAUAUUUCACACUUCAGAUGCGCAGUCUGAAUCAGAUGGUGGCAAUGUUGUAGCUCGAACAUACUUACUCCGACUGAAAAACGAAGAGGCGGCUACAAACUUGUCAGCGGUGAUCAAAGAGAAUGCGCCGCUGGACUGA